Messenger RNA from Tachyglossus aculeatus (Australian echidna), 3678 nucleotides. It is a transcript of the gene SERINC5, whose product is annotated as serine incorporator 5. Lineage: Eukaryota; Metazoa; Chordata; Mammalia; Monotremata; Tachyglossidae. Gene Ontology annotation, cellular component: membrane. The coding region runs from base 43 to 1428 and encodes 461 amino acids. The record is from RefSeq and is a predicted model, not a curated record. The transcript has 12 exons.
CCGGUGGGGUCCGGUCGGGACCGGCGUGAGGCGAAGGGCGCCAUGGCGGGCGCGGGCUGCGCGGGACAGCUGGCCUGUUGCUGCGGAUCGGCCGGCUGCUCGCUGUGCUGCAAGUGCUGCCCCAAGAUCAAGCAGUCCACCAGUACGCGCUUCAUGUACGCCCUCUACUUCAUCCUGGUCGCCCUCAUCUGUUGCAUCAUGAUGUCCAAGACCGUGGCCGCCAAGAUGCAGGAGCACAUUCCGUUUUACGAAGACAUCUGCAAGGGCAUCCAGGCCGGAGACACCUGUGAGAAGCUGGUGGGCUACUCGGCCGUCUACAGAGUCUGCUUCGGCAUGGCCUGCUUCUUCUUCCUCUUCUUCCUCCUCACCCUCGGAAUCAACACCAGCAAGAACUUCCGCGCCUACAUCCACAACGGCUUCUGGUUCUUUAAACUUCUGCUUCUGACAGCCAUGUGUGCUGGAGCGUUCUUCAUCCCGGACCAGGAUACCUUUCUGGACGCCUGGCGCUACGUAGGGGCCGCGGGCGGGUUCCUCUUCAUCGCCAUCCAGCUCAUCCUCCUGGUGGAGUUCGCCCACAGAUGGAAUAAAAACUGGAUGGCGGGCACGGCACACAACAAGCUAUGGUACGCGGCUCUGGCUCUGGUGACCCUCUUCUUGUACUCGGUGGCGGUGGGAGCCCUGGCCCUGAUGGCCGUGUUCUACACCCGCCCCGACGGCUGCCAGUACAACAAGAUCCUGCUGGGCGUCCACGGCGGCCUCUGCCUGCUCGUCUCCGCCGUGGCCGUCACUCCCUGCAUCCAGAAACGACAGCCUCACUCCGGCCUACUGCAGUCGGGGCUCAUCAGCUGCUACGUCAUGUACCUCACCUUCUCCGCGCUGUCCAGCAAACCUGCAGAAAUAAUUGUGGGCAAGGACCAGAAGAACAUCACCAUCUGCGUGCCCGACUUCAGCCAGGAGUUCCACACCGACGAAAACCUGGUCACCGGCCUGGGCACCACGCUCCUCUUCUGCUGCAUCCUGUACUCCUGCUUGACUUCGACGACCCGGUCCAGCUCGGAGGCCCUGCGGGGACGCUACGCCGCACCUGAGACUGAAGUGGCUCGCUGUUGCUUCUGCUUCGUCCCUGAUGGAGAUGACGCGUCGGAGCAAGACGUGAAGAAGGGAGGUCAGCAGGUGAUCUACGACGAGAAGAAAGGCACCGUGUACAGCUACGCCUACUUCCACUUCGUCUUCUUCCUGGCCUCGCUGUACGUCAUGAUGACCGUCACCAACUGGUUCAACUACGAGAGCGCGCACAUCGAGAAGUUCUUCACCGGGAGCUGGUCCAUCUUCUGGGUGAAGAUGGCGUCGUGCUGGGUGUGCGUCGGGCUGUACCUGUGGACCCUGACGGCCCCGCUCUGUUGCCCGACCAGAGAGUUCUCCGUCUGACGCGGCCCCGCCCGCCGGGACCCCGUCGUCCCCCCGACCCCCGCCGCCGGCCGGCCGGCCUUCGGUCGGGGGCCGGAAAUCCGGGGCCGAGGGCCCGCCGGGCCUCCCGCCGCUUCGUCCCGGGUGGACGUCGGGCAAAGAGGACCCGUCUCUCCGGGAAUGGGGCACGGCCCCCAGCCGCGACUCCCGCUCCCGGCCCCUGCCUCUCGGCCGCACGCCGGGCCUUCUGGUCGGUUCCACCCCUUCCCCCCAGCCGGGUGACUGGGCCGGGUCGCCUGGCCACCGGUUCUUCCCACACACCGUUUGUGCCUGAAUCCCAAGGGCGUCCGCCCGGGCAACCUCGCCAGCCCGGCCACGGGGCAGCCUCCCACGUCCGUCGGGCUGGAGAGAGGAGUGGUGCCUAUUUUUCUCGAACGCCCCUUGAGAGGUGUCCGCGCGGGGCCUCCUGGGGCCGGGCUUUUUGGCGUAAUUUGGUGGCUUCCUGCCGGAGUAGGCGUGGGUGGGUGGCAGGAGGGAGUCGGGGUGGAGGUAGCCAAGAUGGAUCGUUCCUCACGUUUUUACGGGCCUUUUUUGUCCCCCCCUUAAAGCCCACCUGUACUACUCAUCUCAACUUAUCCCCACCACAUCCGAGAGUAGAGAGCCCGUCGGUGGUAUUUAAUCGAGCAUUUACUGUGUGCAGAGCACUGUUUCAGGUGCCCGGAAGGGUUCGGUAGAGUUGCGUUGACUCCCUCUGCUUCGGCGGGGAGGAAACGGAGGCCCAGAGAGGUGAAGUGACUCGCCCGAGGUCACCCUGCCGCCGGGGUCCCCCGGGCUGGGGCCGUUUUCGGGUGUCGGCAGGUCGGAGGGGAUCCACGGCCGCCCGGUUGUUCUACGUCAUUUUGUGUCGGGCUCUCGUCUUGGCGUUUCACUGGCUGUGUGGCCCGGGGCAGGGUGGUCCCAGGCCAUCCUGUCCCCUCGCUCCUCCGCCCGUCUGUCCAUCCGUGUUGUGGUUCCCCCCCCCCAGCCCCCCAAUUCUUGCCUUUUCUGUCUUCCCUUUCCUGGGGUUGGGGAUUGGUAGGGGUGGGGGGGCGCAUCGCGUGUUUGUGUUUCUGUUCUCUGGGAGUUUACAUUGGUGCUUCAAGGGCCGCUGGGACUCUAUUUCAGACCAACUUGGCUUCCGGCUCUGUCUGACCCCGCCACCCCAUCUUGGGUUGGCCCCGACACCCUCCAGCCCUGAAACGGGUGCGGGGCCGGUCAGGACCGGGGCCAAAUAGAUGAGCAGGCAGGCACGGACUGGGCUGGGGGGAUCAGACUAGGUUCUCUUAGUGAGGAACAAGGUCGCGGGGGGUCCCUGCACAGGUACUGGGCGGCCAGACCCUCCCAGAACCCUUCUUUCCCCCCGGAUGGGUCUCAGACCGUCCCCAGCUGGGUUAUUUUCCCCCCUAGCCCCUCCAAAUUGCUGAAGUCCCAACGUGUGACUAAGUAAGCUCCGCCUUGGGAGGGCCAAGGCUUCAUCUUCGGCCGGGGUUGCGGAGACACCGGGGAAACUUCUCCGUCCCCCACCGGGAAUUCUGAGGCGGCCAAGUGCCUUCUUCCCAAAGUUUUCUUUCCGGUGCUCCCCUCCUUUCCCCCCUUCACCUCCCCCCUCGGUGCUGGGGGGGGCAUCCGGAGCAUCCACGGAGCGCUUUGGGCCCCCCCCCGGCUCCGGGGGGGCUGGGUGGGUGUUGCGUUUCUAACCAAAGAGUCUUCCCUCGGUGGAGCCGUUGGUGGAGGUGAAUCCUGGGGAGGCCCGCGGCCUGAGGCCCCCACGUCUCCUACCAUGGGCCCCGGCAGCCCGUGCGGGUGAGUUUUGGCCAGAUUCUAAUAUAUGAUUUCAGAGGAUAUUUAUGAGAAGUAGAUGUUUCCCCCCCCACCUAUCAAGGAAGGUAAAAAAUGUGACUUUAUUUACCAAAACAGCUGCACAAGAUUUCCCCGUAGCUUGAGAUGUGACUCCUGCAGGUGGUUGUGUUUUUUUAGUUUGUUACCUUUCUAAAAGGCCCAGAAGGUGAGACUCCUUUACCCUGGGUGGAGGGGGGGUGGUCAGGCGGUCAUUCCAAUUGCCGAGCCGACCCCCUUCUGUCCCGACUGUUGGUCCCUGGAAUAACGAGCCCAGCUUGGGUUUUUGGUUUGUUUUUUAACUUUUCUAUCAAGCGUCCGGAACCUAGACCUGUCUUUAGAUUUAAAGUUUAGACAUUCCUAACGACCCAUUUUAAUAAAGUUUGAAAUGGAAUA